This is a messenger RNA of Rhipicephalus microplus (southern cattle tick), 1790 nucleotides long. Its product is annotated as serine/threonine-protein kinase NIM1. Lineage: Eukaryota; Metazoa; Arthropoda; Arachnida; Ixodida; Ixodidae. Gene Ontology annotation, molecular function: ATP binding; tau-protein kinase activity. Gene Ontology annotation, biological process: intracellular signal transduction; microtubule cytoskeleton organization; protein phosphorylation. The record is from RefSeq and is a predicted model, not a curated record. Gene Ontology annotation, cellular component: cytoplasm.
AUGCCAGCGGCGCGCGUGUCUCCGGCGGACGAACCGGCGGCUGCCUGGCCUGCUGCCGCUGACCGCCGGAGACCCGCGGCCGCCACCCACGGCCUCGGGGGAGGAGGAGCUCCCACGUCGCCCACCGGCGAUACGCCGCCGCCUCCCCCUUCCAGCCACUGCCACAACUCGUCCAACAACGCCCACCACACCACGGACAACGGCAACAAGGCGCCGUGUUCCGUCACGCCCACCAAGACCACGACGUCAGGACAUGGCAAGCCGCGCUCCGCCAUAGUCACCGAGAACCACGGCUGUGUACCAGGGACGCUAAACCUCAUCUUCUCGAUGGACGCAGACUGGAGCCCCGCGACGACGGUGACCUCUGGCGGCGUGACGCCCUACCAGCGACUACUGGAUGCGCUGACCAACGACAUCCGAUGGCAGAAGGACGUGGACCUCGGAAGGAGGGUGGGCUUCUACCGCUUCCGCGGAGAACUGGGCACCGGGAACUUCUCACAGGUCAAGGUGGCCGUCCACUGCCUGGUUAAAGAGAAAGUGGCCGUCAAGAUCCUGGACAAGAGCAAGAUGGAUGCCAAGACGCAGCGCAUGCUGUCGCGCGAGAUCGCCAGCAUGGAGUCCCUGCACCACCCGCACGUGAUCCGGCUCUACGAGGUCAUCGAGACACUGAGCAGGGUUCACCUGGCGCUAGAGUUCGCGCCGGGGGGCGAGCUCUUCCAGAAGAUCACCAGCGACGGCCGGUACCCCGAAGAGGAGGCGCGCGUCGUGUUCGCGCAGGUCGCCUCUGCCAUCAACCACAUGCACGAGCUGAACAUCGUGCACCGGGACAUCAAGGCGGAGAACGUGUUCAUCGCGGGCCACAACCUGGUCAAGGUGGGCGACUUCGGCUUCAGCACGCAGCUGCGCUCGCGCGACGAGGCCCUGAGCACCUUCUGCGGCUCCCCUCCGUACGCGGCGCCCGAGCUGUUCCGCGACGAGAGCUACGCGGGCCCCGGCGUGGACGUGUGGGCGCUGGGCGUGCUGCUGUACUUCGUGGUGACGGCCUGCAUGCCCUUCCGGGCGCAGACCGUGGCCGCGCUCAAGAAGCUCAUCCUCGAGGGCCACUACGCGCUGCCAGAGUACCUGUCCGAGCAGUGCAAGAAGCUCAUAGCCUCCAUACUGCAGGUGUGCCCGCGGGACCGUCCCAGCGUGGCGGAUAUCGGGCGCUCCGAAUGGCUCCGGGGCCAGCGACUUCCCGAGGGCUACGCCCGCUACAACAUGUACCCGACGCUCGACCUGGACGCCACCGUCACGCAGGAAGAGUUCGAGGCCCGCGCGCACCUGCGCGAACUGGGCAUCGGCGAGGACCUGAUGCGCGACUGCGCCGACAAGGGCGCCCGCAGCGCCGUCACGGGCGCCUACCGCAUCGUCCUGCACAAGAUACAGACGACCGCGGCCCUCGACAACGUGGACAGCGAGUCGGCCGGCACGGCCACGGGCACGCCUUCGCCCGGCACGCACAAGGCCGACCGCGUCUCCCUGGGUCCGGACAGGAUGUUCUCCGUCAAGAACCGAAAGUCCAGAGCGUGUGUUGUGCUAUGAAGGCGUCGUUUUCUUUUUUAUAGCUCUGCUAGAGCAGCCUAGACAAUUGCACUGGUCUACCAAGUCACGCCUGAGCAGGGCAUAAGCCAGAGUGUCCAUUUUGCCAGUCGGGUAAGGAGUUCGCGAUAUUCCGUUCCCAAAGGAGUGAGAAGUUGACGUGCCGACUUGGAUCAAUUGUUUCUUGAGGAAAUGCCAGCAAGAAGGACGAG